GCACUGAUCAACUUGAGUUAUCUAAGCCUUUAAUGUAUCACAUUUAUGUUAAUAUGUAUCCUUAUAAUAAUUUUGGUACAGAGGAUGCAAAGUUUGGCAAGUGGAGGCAAGCAUGUGUUGACUGGUUCGCAUGUGGAAACGCGUUCUUCGUACGUGCUGUAGGGCGAGCAACUUCAAGGUAACGUGGGGAGCAUCUUUUAAGACGACAACCUUGACUCUCUCUCUCUCUCUCUCUCUCUGCACAGGAACAAUGAGAGAGAGAGGAAUGGGGUCUUCCAACCAUGCUUCAGCUUUGGUCGUCUGUGCUUUGGCCUUAGCCAUGGCCUGCACCGCCGUAGCACAGAACACCCAGCAAGACGUUGUUGGCGCCCACAACUCCGCCCGGGCCGCUGUCGGCGUCGGUCCUGUGUCAUGGGACGACGACAUCGCCUCCUAUGCUCAGAAGUUCGCCAACAAGCGCGUCGCCGAUUGUCAGCUCGUGCAUUCCGGCGGGCCUUACGGGGAGAACCUCUUCUGGGCCACCGGCGGAGCCUACACCCUGACCGACGCCGUCAACGACUGGAUCGCGGAGAAGCAGUACUACGACUACGAAAGCAACUCCUGCGCCGACGGUCAGGUAUGCCGACACUACACGCAGGUCGUGUGGCAGAACACUACGGCCAUCGGCUGCGGUUGGACACUGUGCAGCGACGGCAACGCCAUAUUUAUCCUCUGCGACUAUAGCCCUGCGGGCAACCUUGUGGGUCAACGCCCUUAUGAGGAGAAGGCACAAGAAAACAAUAUACUGAGGUUUAGGGCUUUUUCCACUGCAGCAUAUUUGGUUGUCAAAAUUAGUCCCUAAUUCCUCUUCCUCAUGAUACUGCAUGCAUUCCCUUUUGGCAGCUUGAUCGUCUUGUUCGAGUCGAGUAGUGUUCCUGGUGUGAGACAACUCUGACCUCGAAUCCUGUGAAGCAGAAGAGGCAGGUGUUGAUGUAGCAGAUUCUUGUUUGUUUCCGCUUGCUGUGUUUCUUGAAUAGUCAACUGCAUCUCCAUCUUCCACCA
This is a messenger RNA of Musa acuminata AAA Group (dessert banana), 1041 nucleotides long. RefSeq names its product pathogenesis-related protein PRB1-3-like. The record is from RefSeq and is a predicted model, not a curated record. Lineage: Eukaryota; Viridiplantae; Streptophyta; Magnoliopsida; Zingiberales; Musaceae. The transcript is spliced from 2 exons. Bases 131 to 841 code for a protein of 236 amino acids. Gene Ontology annotation, cellular component: extracellular region.